UGUAUUUAGUACAAUUUUGUCAGUCUUCAUCCGCUUGCCGGACGAUACGCGUAUUGCGCUCUAAAUUUUUUUAAGUUUAAUAGAAAACACAGUGACAAUGUAUUGCGAUCUACCAGAAUUCGGAAGGUGCUGUUUCUGCAUGCCUCUUAGGAAAGGCGUGUUAGUAUUCGGAUAUAUCAAUCUGUUUUUCAGCGCCUUCCUGGUUGGCUUGCACAGCUACGGUGUUCAUUAUCAAAAAGACGUCUUCUCCGUGUACCACGGCAUCACGACCAGCGUACCCACGGAGCUGAGCAUCGCACUCUACUGCCUAGAAAUUAUACUAACAUCUUUUCUGAUUUAUGGUGCUCAUAAGAGAAUAAUCUCGUACAUGAAAUGGUUCUACUAUUUCACGGUGACGACAACUGUUGCGGCGAUACUCAUACAGAUACUGGAAUUCACAUCGUAUCGUUCGUUUGGAUUUAUCAUCGAAGUGUGCCUCUUCAGCGCCAGCGGACUGUUCAUACAAAUAUACUUGAUCCUUCAUGUGAGGAGUCUCAUCAAGAAACUCGAAAUGGAUGGCCCUCAUCUCUACGACAAUCCUCUUCAUCAGAUCGUCACCGGAGAAGCGAAGAUCGAAUCAAAUGGAAUUUACAACAACACUACCGUGGAACCAAAUACAGUAUAAGUCUUGUUAAUUUUAAGAUUAUUAAUUAAUUUCGCUAUCGUCAUUUUUAUUUUUAUUUCAAGCUUGGACUUUGUAUCUUCAGUUACAUGGACUGGAUUCAUAUAGGAAGUCCUGUAAUUUAAGAGUCAGGUCCAAAGGUUACUAAAUGUAAUGAUUACCGUGCUAUAGUAAAACCGUGGUAUGGCUUUUAGU
This is a messenger RNA of Bombyx mandarina (wild silkworm), 856 nucleotides long. RefSeq lists its product as uncharacterized. Lineage: Eukaryota; Metazoa; Arthropoda; Insecta; Lepidoptera; Bombycidae. The record is from RefSeq and is a predicted model, not a curated record.